AUGGAGACACUUGGAGACGGCUCUCGCUGCCAGUCCACCUCGGUGGAGCUGAGUGAAGCCGAGGCCGGACCAGGGACCGAACCAAAGACGGAGCCUAAGCUCGCACCGGUGGCGCCGACCACGACGUCCAAGGGAGGGCAGUGGGCAGCAACGCCGUUCGAGAUCGACAGGCGGCGAAAUUUCGCGAUCAUCUCGCACCCCGAUGCCGGCAAGACUACCUUGACGGAGAAGCUUCUCCUCUACGGUGGUGCUAUUCAGGAGGCUGGAGCCGUGCGGUCACGGUCUGAUCAGCGCAAGGCGACGUCGGACUGGAUGGAGCUGGAGAAACAAAGGGGAAUCUCGAUCACGUCGACCGUCCUGUCCUUCGAGUACGCCGGGAACCACAUCAACCUGCUCGACACGCCUGGUCACCAGGAUUUUUCGGAGGACACAUACAGGACCCUUGCCGCCGCCGACAAUGCGGUGAUGUUGGUGGAUGCUGCGAAAGGACUGGAACCGCAAACUCGCAAGCUCUUCGAGGUGUGCAAGCUACGGGAACUCCCCAUCUUCACGUUUGUGAACAAGUUGGACAGGCCAAGCCUCAGUCCGUUCGAGCUGCUGGACCAAAUCGAGCGCGAGUUCGGCAUGAAGAUGGCCCCUGUGCUGUGGCCUAUCGGCGACGGCGAAGAGUUCAAGGGGGUGCUGGAUCGCGAUACGAACACAGUCCACCUCUUCGAAAGGGCUGCCCGCACCAAGAAGGCGACAGACAUGCCGGAGAUCGACCUGCACGACCCCAAGCUUCCGGAGCUGAUCACGGAAGAGCUACACGAACAACUCCUGGAAGAUGUCGAGAUGCUCGACGAACUCGUGGAGCCCCUGGACAUGGAGCGCGUCCUCAUCGGGGAACAGAGCCCCAUGUUCUUCGGAUCGGCGAUGACCAACUUCGGCGUGGAGCUCUUCCUGAAGCGUUUCCUCACGAUCGGGCAGAAGCCUGCAUCUCGACGAAUGGGGGUGCAACACAGCCGAAUGAAGGGGAAGCAAGUCACCCUGGCCCAUGCCCAGCAGCUGUUUGCGCAAGAACGCGAAACCGUGCUGGCUGCUUACCCCGGGGAUGUCAUUGGCAUCAACAACCCGGGCCACUUCGCCAUCGGCGACACGAUAUUCACGGGCAGCAAUAAGAUCCGGUUCCCUGGCAUCCCUUCAUUCAGCCCCGAGUGCUUCGCCUACAUGCGAAACCCUAACCCAAGCAAGUACAAGAACUACCGAAAGGGACUAGACCAGAUGCUGAGGGAGCGGUCGGACGAUGGAAACGGCAACCCGAUCCUGGCGGCGGUAGGCACUCUUCAGUUCGACGGUGGGUCCGCCUGA
Molecule: messenger RNA, 1347 nt
Organism: Ectocarpus sp. CCAP 1310/34
Lineage: Eukaryota; Phaeophyceae; Ectocarpales; Ectocarpaceae
Source: the annotation of a GenBank genome assembly